Zygotorulaspora mrakii is the source of this 1797-nucleotide messenger RNA. It is a transcript of the gene DIP5, whose product is annotated as dicarboxylic amino acid permease. The transcript has a single exon. Gene Ontology annotation, cellular component: membrane. The record is from RefSeq and is a predicted model, not a curated record. Gene Ontology annotation, biological process: amino acid transmembrane transport. Bases 1 to 1797 code for a protein of 598 amino acids. NCBI's taxonomy places the organism in Eukaryota, Fungi, Ascomycota, Saccharomycetes, Saccharomycetales, Saccharomycetaceae. Gene Ontology annotation, molecular function: amino acid transmembrane transporter activity.
AUGAGAAUCACAUCAGCACCUUUGUCUGUUUCCAACUCAGACACUUCGGCGUCGGAUAAGGAUUUUUCUAAUGUGGACAGCAAAGCACAGGACCAGAAACCAGAGGUCUUGGAAAAAUCAGCCGAAUACAUCGAUUUAGACCUGGAACAGUGUUCCACAUCAGCUAGAGCUGAGAACGACCAUGUUUUUGAUGGUAAACAAGAAGAGGUUCGUUUGAAAAAAGACUUGAAAGCAAGACAUGUUUCGAUGAUUGCUAUCGGUGGCUCUCUUGGUACGGGUUUGUUGAUUGGUACGGGUGCGUCUUUAUCAACUGCUGGUCCAGUUGCUGUGCUUAUCGCGUACUCUUUUGUUGGUCUUUUGGUAUUCUUCGUUAUGGCUUGUUUAGGUGAAAUGGCAACUUUUAUACCGCUGGAUGGAUUUACUAGUUAUGCUACACGUUAUUGUGAUCCGGCACUUGGCUUUGCUGUCGGUUAUGUUUAUUUAUUCAAAUAUUUGAUAAUUACGCCAAAUCAACUUACCGCUGCUGCUUUAGUGAUUCAAUAUUGGAUAAGUAGAGACACUGUGAAUCCUGGUGUGUGGAUUACCGUAUUCUUAAUCGUUAUUGUUGCUAUAAAUACCUUUGGUGUGAAGUAUUUUGGAGAAUUCGAGUUUUGGUUAUCAAGUUUCAAGGUCUUGGUCAUGUUGGGGUUGAUCAUUCUAAUGUUUAUCCUAAUGUUGGGUGGUGGUCCAAACCAUGAUAGAUUGGGUUUCCGCUAUUGGAAGAAUCCUGGUGCUUUCAAGCCUUAUUCAGAAGAUAUUUCUGGUUCCAUCGGUAAAUUCGUUUCAUUCGUUUCUGUCUUUGUUAAUGCAAUUUUUGCUUACUUGGGAGUUGAAUUAACCGGUAUCGUUGCUGCUGAAGCUCAAAAUCCAAGAAGAAACAUUCCAAGAGCUAUCAAAUUAACAAUGUACCGUAUUAUUGUCUUCUAUGUCAUUACUAUCCUUCUGCUAGGUAUGUGUGUUCCUUACAAUGAUCCAUUGCUGUUAGAUGCGAGAAGAAGAUCUACCUCUGCUGCUGCUUCGCCAUUUGUUGUUGCUAUCUCUACAGCUGGUAUUGAUGUCUUACCCCAUAUUUUCAACGUCUGUGUUUUAAUGUUCGUUUUCAGUGCUUGUAACUCCGAUCUAUAUGUGGCUUCAAGGAGUUUGUACAGUUUGGCCAUUGAUAACAAAGCACCAAGAUUAUUUGCAAGGACUAAUAGAUGGGGUAUCCCUUAUAACUCUUUGAUUUUAACAACAGCCUUCUGUUGUUUAGCAUACAUGAACGUUUCCUCUUCUUCCUCUCAGAUCUUUACCUAUUUUGUUAACGUUACCUCAAUCUUCGGUUUAUUGAGUUGGAUCUCGAUCUUGAUAACUUAUAUUUGUUUUGAUAGAGCAUUGAGAGCGCAGGGUAUUUCAAAGAGGAGUUUGGCUUAUUUCGCUCCUUUGCAGCCAUAUGGUGCCUACUUCGCUUUGUUUUUCUGUAUCCUACUUGGGUUGGUUAAAAAUUUUACCGUUUUCUUAGGUCAUACCUUUGAUUAUAAAACAUUCAUCACUGGUUAUAUUGGUAUUCCAGUUUUCGUUAUUUCAUAUUUUGGUUACAAAUGGAUAAAAAAGACUAAAAUAGUCAAACCUGAAGAUGUAGAUCUAUUCACCUUUAAGGAGGCAGUGGAUUUAGAAGAAGAAGAAUGGAAAAUAAGGGAUCAAGAAAACAAAGAGAAGUUAGCAACAAACGGUAAAAAUUUUGAAUGGUUUUAUGAAACUAUUCUAGGUAAAAUUUUUUAA